Solenopsis invicta (red fire ant) is the source of this 1031-nucleotide messenger RNA. RefSeq lists its product as uncharacterized. Lineage: Eukaryota; Metazoa; Arthropoda; Insecta; Hymenoptera; Formicidae. The coding region runs from base 130 to 375 and encodes 81 amino acids. The record is from RefSeq and is a predicted model, not a curated record. The transcript is spliced from 4 exons.
GGUAUCGGGCCUCAACGAAGCAACUUUGGGAUUCAUCGUAGCGACGUGUCUGAUAACUCCACUGCUGCGCAUCAAUCGGAGCUGUUACAACGCGUACUGCGAGACUCUAACACAAGGAUUCCACGAGCCAUGGAAAACAAUGACGAGGACGAUGCGUUAAAACGAAUUUGUCAUACUGCACCUUGUGGUUGGUUGGUCUACAAACCACACACACGUGACGAGGUUGACUUUAUGAGAAGCCCUUGCGUGUGCCCGAAUGGAAGCUACAAGUGUGUGCGCGUGGGGGAUAAUUUGUCCGUAAACGCGUACGUGUACCGCUGUCGCCAAAACACAACGGCAAAUGACAUCGAAGCUCCCAACAAGACAACAACCUAAGCAAAGAGGUAUUUCUAGCUCCGCCAUAAGCGUGAAAAAGCGACAAAAUUGAAUAAAAAAAUAAAAUAAGGCAGAAAUUAGUGAUUAUUAAAAUAGAUUUUGUUAUAAGUGCUGCGUGAAUCCCAGCACUCUAUCGCGAUCUUUCGUCUUUUUAUAAAUAAUCACAAAAAAAAGAAGUAACGUAGCAAUUUUAUUUUGAAGGCAAUUAAAAUACUUGAAAAUUAAAAUUUUAACUAUAUAUAGAUUGAUAUCAAAGAAAUGUCGUUUAGAAAGUUGUUAAGUAAAAUCAAAAUAUUUAAGAUAGACUCGGCAAUAUUAAAAUUAGAGAAUAAAACGUAGGAAAUGCGAGUCAAACGCGAAAGUUAUUAAGUGUUAUGAGAAAGAAUUGUUUUAAGCAACAAAAUACAUAGUUAUAUAAUUAAAGUUUGUAACUAUUUUAUCUUUAUCUGAUAACAAGAUUCAAAUGACGGUAGAUGAUAAUAGAGUACCUACUUGUAGCCAAGAAGGAAUUUUAUUGCAAUGGCCGAUAACGAAGAAAUCUAUGAUUGAUGCAAAUUGCUUUAUGCUUUUAUGAGAGAAAAAAAACCAAUAAUUUGAAAGAAGAAUUGUGUGAAUUCUAAAAUUUAUUAAUUAAAUUUUGAAAGACAUUGUUUAUA